GCAGCAGCGGCGGCGGCGGCGCCUGCAGCCUCCGCGGACGCAGCAGCCCGAGGACUCCAUGAAGUCCGAGCGGCGCCUGCAGCCCAGUCCCGCCGAGCCCUCGCUUUUCUGAUGGAGGUCCCUCAAUGGGACCCCCUGAGAAAUGACUCCCUGCCACCCACCCUCACUCCAGCCGUCCCCCCCUACGUGAAGCUCGGCCUCACCAUCGUGUACACCAUCUUCUACUCGCUCCUCUUCGUGUUCAUCUACGUCCAGCUCUGGCUGGUCUUGCACUACGGGCACAAGCGCUUCAGCUACCAGACUGUCUUCCUCUUCCUCUGCCUCUUCUGGGCCUCCCUGCGGACCAUCCUCUUCUCCUUCUACUUCAAAGACUUCGUCGCGGCCAACUCCCUGAGCCCCUUCGUCUUCUGGUUGCUCUAUUGCUUUCCCGUGUGCCUCCAAUUCUUCACCUUGACCUUGAUGAACCUGUACUUCACGCAGGUGAUUUUCAAAGCAAAAUCAAAAUACUCUCCAGAAUUACUUAAAUACCGACUUCCCCUCUACCUGGCUUCCCUCUUCAUCAGCCUUCUUUUCCUGUUGGUAAAUUUAACCUGUGCAGUGCUUGUGAAAACAGAAAAUUGGGAGAGAAAGGUCAUCGUUUCAGUGCGAGUGGCCAUUAAUGACACCCUCUUUGUUCUCUGCGCCAUCUCACUUUCCAUCUGCCUCUACAAGAUUUCCAAGAUGUCCUUAGCCAAUAUAUACUUGGAAUCUAAGGGCUCAUCUGUGUGUCAAGUGACCACCAUCGGGGUGACAGUUAUCCUGCUUUAUGCAUCCAGAGCCUGUUACAACUUGUUCAUAUUAUCCUUUUCUCACAAUAAGAAUGUCCAUUCCUUUGAUUACGACUGGUACAACGUAUCAGACCAGGCAGAUCUGAAAAGUCAGCUUGGAGAUGCUGGAUAUGUAGUGUUUGGAGUGGUCCUUUUUGUGUGGGAGCUUCUGCCCACCACCUUAGUCGUUUACUUCUUCCGAGUUAGAAAUCCUACAAAGGACCUAACAAAUCCUGUAAUGGUCCCAAGCCAUGGAUUUAGUCCUAGAUCCUAUUUCUUUGACAACCCUCGAAGAUAUGACAGUGAUGAUGAUCUCGCUUGGAACAUUGCCCCUCAAGGGCUUCAGGGAAGCUUUGCGCCAGAUUACUAUGACUGGGGACAACAAACUAAUAGCUUCAUGGCACAAAUAGGAUCACUGCAACAAGAUUCUACAUUGGAUCCUGAUAAAUCCAGCAACGGAUAGCCUCUAUUAACAGUAUUAUAGCAUUUUACUCCAUGGUGAAAAGUUUCAGAAAAACAAACUUGGGGACAGCUGGAUGUUUAGGGCACUGUCACAUGAAAAAUAGGAUUUGACUUUGUUACUUGCUACAGGUUUCUGAUGGCUUCAGUGGGACUAAGCAAUAAUUUAGAUGGAUAAAACUUUAUUUUAGUUAGUACUAAAGAAAUGAGCCUGGUUAUUUCCCUAGGCAUAAUUUAAUUUUUUUUAUUUGUACUUUUACAGAAGACAUAUUUUAUAUAACUUAAGUGAUAAUGCUAAAGUAUAUUAAGGUUCUCUCCCAAGAAUUUGUUGAUGCAAUGUAUUUUUUAGUUUGCACAGAUAUUUUUAUGUAUAAUUCACUUUAAAAAUAUACAACAUAUAGUUUAAUGUGUCCUAUAUGGCUUGUUAUAGAUGCGUUUCUUAGAUUAUUAAAAUAUU
Messenger RNA from Sarcophilus harrisii (Tasmanian devil), 1722 nucleotides. RefSeq names its product G protein-coupled receptor 137B (gene GPR137B). Bases 112 to 1269 code for a protein of 385 amino acids. The transcript is spliced from 7 exons. The record is from RefSeq and is a predicted model, not a curated record. Gene Ontology annotation, biological process: negative regulation of osteoclast differentiation; positive regulation of TORC1 signaling; negative regulation of bone resorption. Gene Ontology annotation, cellular component: lysosomal membrane. Lineage: Eukaryota; Metazoa; Chordata; Mammalia; Dasyuromorphia; Dasyuridae.